CGCUGAUAGACUCACACAACAACUCUUCCAGAACCUGAGAGAGGAACAAACUCUACAAACAGGGGCAAAGGAAAGAGGCUUUGAGACUUUCAACACAAAACUAACUUGAGAGAAAACUGCAAGAAACUAAACAAGAUCCACUUGAGAUCUAGAGAACGCAAAACGGCAGAAGAUUUUCUUUUGAUUUGCAAGAAAACUAAACCAUGUCUUUCGGAAAAGUGACAGCUGCACUCCUCUUGACUGUGCUCUGCUGGGUAACUGAUGCCCAAGACUGCAGUGGGGAAUGUCAGUGCCCACAGAAGAUACCUGAAUGUUCACCUGGGGUUAGCCUGGUCCAGGAUGGAUGUGGCUGCUGUAAAGUGUGUGCCAAGCAAUUGGGCGAACUCUGCACUGAGAAAGACGUUUGUGACCCACACAAAGGACUGUUUUGUGACUUUGGCUCCAGAAUCAACAGGAAAAUUGGAGUCUGCACUGCCAGGGAAGGUGCCCCCUGUGUGUUUGGCGGCAUGGUCUACAGAAGUGGAGAGUCUUUCCAAAGCAGCUGCAAGUACCAAUGCACAUGCUUAGAUGGAGGUGUUGGCUGUGUGCCACUCUGCAGCAUGGAUGUCCGUCUCCCCAGCCCUGAUUGCCCAUACCCAAGAAGGGUGAAACUGCCUGGCAAGUGCUGUGAAGAAUGGGUCUGUGAUCAGCCUAUGGAGAAAACCAUGGUUGGACCUGCUCUGCCUGCUUUCAGAAUGGAAGAGACAUAUGGUCCUGAUCCAUCUCUUAUGCGUGCCAACUGCCUGGUACAGACCACUGAAUGGAGUGCUUGUUCAAAGACCUGUGGCAUGGGCAUCUCUACACGAGUUACCAAUGACAACGAGCACUGCAGACUGGAGAAACAGAACAGACUUUGUAUGGUUAGACCUUGUGAGGCCGACCUUGAGGAAAACAUUAAGAAAGGAAAGAAGUGCAUCCGUACUCCUAAAAUCUCCAAACCAGUCAAGUUCGAGUUUUCUGGCUGCACAAGUGUGAAAACCUACAGAGCCAAGUUUUGUGGGGUCUGCACAGAUGGUCGUUGCUGUACCCCUCAUAGAACCGCCACCCUCCCAGUAGAGUUCAAGUGUCCUGAUGGUGAGGUCAUGAAGAAGAAGAUGAUGUUCAUCAAAACAUGCGCAUGCCAUUACAACUGCCCUGGAGACAAUGACAUCUUCGAAUCCAUGUACUACAGAAAAAUGUACGGGGACAUGGCAUAGAUCCAGAAAAAACCACGCCAAAAGACUGUUUCACUUGAAAUGACUUUUGCAUCUCAUUGCUAAACGUAAAGUUCUAGCACAAGAACGUAUUUAUGUCUGUUUGAAUGAAAGUCUUUCUCUUAAAGACUUGAUCGUUGAAUGACACAAGCCAUUGGUUUGAAGAAAGGAAGACGAACCAGGCCUCCUUAGCUCUGCUGGGUGCAAUGUAAUGUUGCUGUACAUCCACUGUCAUAAGGCAGUAUUCACUGAGUAGAAGUGACGUUGCAUUUUGCACCCAGUAACUGGAAAAAAAAGCUCUUACUAUUUUUAUAUUCAGUAUUCAUUAAAUGGCACUCGUUCAGUGACAGCUGGAAUUUAUAUUCCAGACAAAUUAUGGUGUCCAAACAGUUGUCCUUAUAGGACAACUUAUUUUUGUUUAGCAACCCCUAAGAAAAAAAAAAAUGUAACAUGGAAUGGAAACUAUGUUUGUUACACGACUGGAAAGUUUACAUCAUGCUCUACCGCAUGCUGUAAUCUUGCUUUUUAUAGUUAUUGUACAUAAUGUAUAUAUAUUUUUGUACAGUUAUCUAAAUUAACUUAAAUUUGUUUUAUGAUCCUGUUCUUCAUUUUUUAUAAUGCUUAAAUAUUUUGAUAUCCUGUUUUUUUUUAUUCUAUUGUCGAUCCCUGAUAAGUACUUUUUAAUACUCGUCUGAACAAUUGUUCAGGGUAAGAAAACAGAUUAUCAAGUGAAAACUGUAAACAGUUACCGGUGGUAUUGAUUGUAUUAGAGGGUUUCAUACCAGUUAAGCUUUAAUAUCCAAUUGCAGUUUAGAUUGAAACUGUUCAUGAUUUUCACUAAGAUAAUCUGUUUUUUGUUUUUGUUUUUUUUACCUUGAUCAUGACUGUACUUUUGUUUUCAACAUUUUUAUUUGUUGAGAAGUGUGACCAAAAAAGGUACAUGUUUGCACUUUUCUAGAUGAAAAAUAAAAUAUUUUAUUUUUUUAUACAA
Messenger RNA from Rana temporaria (common frog), 2223 nucleotides. RefSeq names its product cellular communication network factor 2 (gene CCN2). Bases 204 to 1235 code for a protein of 343 amino acids. The record is from RefSeq and is a predicted model, not a curated record. Gene Ontology annotation, biological process: cell adhesion; signal transduction. The transcript is spliced from 5 exons. Gene Ontology annotation, molecular function: integrin binding; heparin binding. Gene Ontology annotation, cellular component: extracellular region; extracellular matrix. Lineage: Eukaryota; Metazoa; Chordata; Amphibia; Anura; Ranidae.